Messenger RNA from Paramecium pentaurelia, 2705 nucleotides. NCBI's taxonomy places the organism in Eukaryota, Ciliophora, Oligohymenophorea, Peniculida, Parameciidae. The record is from the annotation of a GenBank genome assembly.
AUGAAAUAACAUGAGAAUAAUUACUUUGUAAAAUCACUAAUAAAGCCCUUUUCAUAAGUGAGUACUAAUUCUGCAAUAACAAGAUCAAUUGAAUAAAAACCUGUGUCCUAUUUAACUUUCAGUCGUACUAAACAUCGAAGAAAAAAUGAGACUGCAAUCAAAUUACCUGAAUUAUAGCCUUCAUCAUUAAGAGCAAAAACUGAAUAAGAUCAACCUGUUAUUAAUGAAUUAAAGAAAUCUAUUGUUAUUAUAAGUAGGAAACCAAGUGGAGUAUUUCAAUCUUAAAGAAUUAAAACUUAACCUUCAAUUUAAGUAUGGGAACCUGAAGUAAAGGAAUUUAUUGAAGUAAAAGAAAUUAAGCCAGAAAAGCCUAAAUUUGUUGAUGUUCUUUGUGAAGAAUUAAUAUUAAGAUAAAAAUUCAAAGAAUUAAAAGAAAAGAAUCAAAUUAAAUGUAAAAUCAAGAUCAAUGAACUUGAAUAAUUUUAAGACAGAAGUUCAAGAAUUCUAAGAAAAAUAAUUUAAUUAUUGAAAACUCAUAGAGAAAGAUCAGAAGAAAAAGAACUUAAAAGUAAAACAGUCAUUGACACUUAAAUGCUUAGAUCAAAUAUUUUCUUAUAAACUUAAACACAAUAUCUUCCCUAAUAAUCUCUUCCUAAUUCAAAAGAGAUGCUCUUUCAAUAAUAAUUAUCAGCUAUACCUAAAAAACAUACAAAAUUUAGUUCUCAAAUAACUUUAACUCAUUAAGAUGAAUCUCUAAAACCUAUGAAAAGUUUAAUAGAAGCAAUAAAAGAGAAAUCUUCUGAUACUGGAAAAUAACCAUCAGUAACAGCUACUACUCCAUAAUUUCCUAUAAAUAAUAAUAAAAAGAAAAUAAAAAUUCUUGUUGAAUGUCCUGAGGAAUAAAAAUAAAAUAAGAUGGAAUUCUAUAUACCUCAUUAUAUGGAAGAAGAUUCAAGUAGAUAAUAAUAGUAAUAAAAUGAAGUAUUAGAAAUAAAAAACCCUAAAAAAUCAAAUAUUUAUUCUCUUGUUUCUAAAAAUAUGUUUAAUAAGUAAUUAUAUUUAUAAUUUAGAAAAAUAAAUAAAAUACAAAAUAUUAAUGAUUAGAUUAUUGAUGAAUUCAAUUCAGACAAAGCAGUUCAAUUUACUCGUUAUUAUCUAUAAAAUUAUAUCUUAAAAUGUUUAAAUUAAAAUAAAUUGAAGGAAAAAAAAGAUGAUGAGACUAUACCAAAUAUAAUGAAAUAAGAUUCAAAAUUAGAUUAAUAGCUAUUUAUAUCAAAAAUUCUUUUUGAUCAAUCAAUUAUUGUAACUAUUAUUUAUAGUUAAGUAAGACUUUCAACCAACAAGAUUUUUAGAUAUUAAUAGCUUUAUUUAUAGAUGUUAAGAACCUUUUGAUUCCUAGAAUUCAAGUAUGUUAUCAGAUUUUAGCUAUCUAACAAAUAAAAGUUAAUUGGAUUAUUCAUAUGAUUAAGGAAUGAAAUUGAAAUAUCUAUCAUCAUCUAAUUUAUUGAAUCCAAGUAUUAGUUAAGAGAAAUUAAUUAAAUUUAUUAUAUCAACAAUUUCAGAUGACUCUAAAAAUAUACUUUUACAUGAAUAAAUAAUGGACUUUUCUAAUAAUACUGAACCCAUAAUCCAUAUAGAUUAUGAAUUUUAAUCUUAACCUCGUAUUAUUUUCAUAUUUAAUUUUAGAUUUUGAAGCUAUAAAUAGACUUUUUCUAAGAUCACGUAGAAAAGAUAAAAAAAAAUAUCUUCAGUAAUUUUAUAAGAAGUUUGAAAUAGUUUGUGUUGGAUUAUUUGAAGAUAAUUAUAAAUAACCAAUAAAUUCUGAAGAAAAACAAUUUAUAAAAUUUUGCUAUUAAUAAUAAAGUAAUAGUUUAAUGGAUAAUACUUCUAUAAAAUAUUCGAAUAUGUUGAAAUCAAGACAUUAGAGAGAAACAACUAUUGAAACGAUACCAAAAUAAGUAAAUUUAAUGACCUUAUCAUUGCCUCCUGCAACAAAAAGUAGAUCUGAAUCUCCUUCAAAUAUUGUAAUAAUAUUAAUUCUUAUUAAAUUUAGAGUGAAACAAAAACAUAAAAGAAUGCUAGUUAAAAUUAAUAAACAGUAGUUAGAAAUGCAUUCAGAUGUAAUUAUUUAUAUUUUUAUAAAGAGCCUUCCUAGAAAUAUCUAUAAGUUUAAGGAGGAACCAAAAUAUAAUCUUAAUCAUAAAUUUCUAAAGUUCAUAAUUUAUCUGUUGUUAAAGAAAAGGAGUAAUAAAUAGUAUAUAAGCAAACUUAAUAAAUUCAAUAAAAAAAUAAAUAAUAAUAAUAAUAAUAAUCUAUGGAUCCAUAUUCAUUAUUAUUUAGAAAUAUGAUGAUUUAACAAACAAAAAAUGAAGACAAGACUUUUAUAGAAAAGAUAUUUAUUAUGGUUGAAGAACAUCGUUUAUCAGAUCUAAAAGAGAUCUUAAAAUUGGAAGCAUCAAUGGAUAUUAAUUAUUAAAAUGAAGAUGGAAACACUAUGUUAAUAUCAGCAUCUAAAUGUGGAGCUACAUAAAUUGUUGAUUAUUUAUUAAAAAAUGGUGCAGAUGUUAAUAUUCAAAAUGUACAUAUUAAUAAUAUUUUCAUAGUAUAAAGGAUAAACAGCCAUGGAUGUAGCCUUGGAAAAUUACUAAUUUGCUACUGCAGAUAUAAUAUUUAAAUAUCUAAAACCAGAGAAUAGAUCAUUUUGA